GGGUCAGAGUGAAGGAAUGCGCGGGGAGCUACUGCGCUAGCGUAGCGGAAACAGAAACAUGCAGCAAAGUUUUUCAUAAGUAUCACGAGCAUCCGUUUUUUAUUUAUUUACCACCAUCACAAACAUGACCUCAAAUAUUACAGACGCAACGCAAGACGAGCUGAUCAAUUUAAUAUAUCACCAUUUAAAGGACAACGGCUACCAGAAAGCAGCACACGUGUUGAAAAAGCACGCGCCCAAGUUGCAGGUUGAAGCUGAAGAAGUGAAAGUGUCAUUGAGUGAGAUCUUUCAGAAGUGGGCAAGCUCAGAUGAUGGAGAUACUCCACCCGUGCCUUCUGGUGUUCAAACUCCUGAGCUCCAGAGUCCAGCAAAAACACAGAGAGGUUCUUCUAAGAUCACGGCUCCCUCUGCUGGACUUGAUCCAAAAAAACCUGUCGGCAACAUUACAACUGCAGGAACAGCGGGCAAAUCAACGAAACAGAGGAAAAAUGAAACUGGGAGUAAACCGAGGAAAAGAAACAACUCCAGCUCAGAAGAGGCUGUGGUUCCUCCAUCGGCCGCUGAUCCGGGGAAUGACUCGGACUCGGACUCCAGUUUAGACGUGGAUAAGUGGAGGAGACUGCUUUCUGAAUUCUCAGACGUCGACAGAGAGAAAAUGGAUGUUCUUUCAAUUUUGGACGAAUCUUUUGGGAAGAUCCCAGAAAGGAGCAGGGCGAAUAGGAAGCCGAGAACAAAAAAGAAAGUGGUCAACCAAUCCAAGGAGGGAAAGUCCGAUACGCCAGAAAACGAAGCGGCGGCCAAAUCCGAUGACAUUUCUGUAACAACCGAUGCAUCUAAGAAUUCAGAAAAGACGAAAGAUGAAGACACUGAAGCUCCUAAAGUCAAGAAAAAGACUGGAAAUAAGAAAAAUAGUAGCAUCUCAGGUCUUGAUGUGGUUGAGACCCCAAAAAGGACUAAAGCUAAAACUACCAACACCUCAUGUGAUCAGGAUGAGACCGAUAAAGCAGAACAUCAUGAAACGAACGGACUUUUGAAAGGAACUAAAGAGGUUGGUGUAUCAGAUUCAGAAGCCAUUUGGACUCCUAAAAGAGUUCAUUUUGAACCACUUAAGAGUUUUUCACAUCAGGUUGUGAAAAAUGCUUGUAAAGAUAACGGUACCUCAGAAACCAGCACUCCAGCUAAAACGGCUAAAAAAAAGAAAGGCCUUUCUGAAGCCAGUGAUGUUGAAACUGACAACAAUCCCUCAAAUACUCAAGAAGUUAAGAAAGCUGCUGUGGAAACUCACUGUGAAGAAACCAACCUUACGACGGACCAAUCAGAGACGCCAUCAAAGAAAGUGAAAAACAAGAAGUCUAAAAGUGUUGCGGAGCCCGUUCCUAAUGAAACGCCUGCUAAGAAGGGUAAAGCCAAGAAAACUGAAGUUCCUUCUGAGAUUGACCAAGAAACAACAUCUGAAUCCGUUAACCCUGAUUCUUCAUCUAAAAAAGCCAAACAUAAGGCUAGUGAAAGCCUUUCAGAAACGCUUGAGUCUGAAAAGCCAGCUAAAAAGGCCAAACGUAAGACCAGUGAAAGCAUUUUAGAAACAACUGAGUCUGAAAAGCCAGCUAAAAAAGCCAAAUGUAAGGCCAGUGAAAGCAUUUCAGAAACCCUUGAGUCUGAAACGGCAUCCAAAAAAGCCAAACAUAAGGCUAGUGAAAGCCUUUCAGAAGCGCCUGAGUCUGAAACGGCAUCUAAAAAAGCCAAACACAAGACAAGUGAAAGCAUUUCAGAAACAAUUGAGUCUGAAAAGCCAGCUAAAAAGGCCAAAUGUAAGACAAGUGAAAGCAUUUCAGAAACGCUUGAGUCUGAAACGGCAUCCAAAAAAGCCAAACAUAAGGCUAGUGAAAGCCUUUCAGAAGCGCCUGAGUCUGAAACGGCAUCUAAAAAAGCCAAACACAAGACAAGUGAAAGCAUUUCAGAAACGCUUGAGUCUGAAAAGCCAGCUAAAAAGGCCAAAUGUAAGACAAGUGAAAGCAUUUCAGAAACAAUUGAGUCUGAAAAGCCAGCUAAAAAGGCUAAAGCCGUGAAAGAACCUGGUGAGGUGGAAACUAGCAGUAAAAAGCCCAAAACAGUCCCGUCGGACGCUGACCUCCUUCAGUUCGACUCUGCAAACCGCUCUUUGAAAAAAAAGAAAAGCAAGAUGGCUGCUGACAGCGUGGAGAUCCAGCCUGACGUUCCUGCAGAAACGCCUGUGAAAAGUCUUCAAUCUCAAAAAAACGAUGUUGCCGAUGGUUUGGGAAAUGAGGAAACCUCCGGUCAAGAGCUAAACACUCUGUCUAAAAAACAAAAAAAACACAAAACGGAGGAAGCUUGUGACGUUCCUGCCGCGCCAGAGGCCAAGAAAGUCAAAGCGAAGAGCAAAAACAAGAAGGGUGAAAAUGCAGAUGCUCUCCAACCUCCUCCACCAGAAGAAGAAGAAGAAGAAGAAGCUGCAGUGAGCCAGAAGAAAAAAAAGAAGAAGAGAGGAGAAGAAACGGAGGGAAUCGUCCCUGUAUCUGCUCCAGUCGAGGAGCUGGUCGUGCAAAAAAAGAAAAAGAAGAAAGAGAAAGCGCUCGUGGACUCAACAGCACAUAAUGAGACUGAGAACUGAUGUCUCGAACA
This is a messenger RNA of Rhinichthys klamathensis goyatoka, 2640 nucleotides long. It is a transcript of the gene llcp, whose product is annotated as treacle ribosome biogenesis factor 1. The record is from RefSeq and is a predicted model, not a curated record. Lineage: Eukaryota; Metazoa; Chordata; Actinopteri; Cypriniformes; Leuciscidae. Gene Ontology annotation, molecular function: protein binding. The transcript is spliced from 9 exons. Bases 125 to 2629 code for a protein of 834 amino acids.